GAAAAUUAAGGGUCCCUGAAACCAUGAGGCAGUAUGUGACAAGGAAUAUAAUUUUAACGCCUUUGCCCCUAAGGCAACCCAUGGGACAACCUACAUCUUCCAGGACACCUGUUUCCACUGCAUCCCCUGAGCAAUCUCUGUCUGUUGCAUACCCUGAGGAUGCACCUGAUCUGUCCAGGACUCCUGAGGAUACACCUAUGCCUGGUGUGUCUCCUAAGGGAGCACCUCUUCCUGCCAGUUCACCUCUGAAGUCAUCUGUGCUUGUUGCAUACACUGAGGAGGCACCUAUACUCACCACCUCCCCUGAGGGAGCACCUCUUCCAGCCAGAUCCUCUAAGGGAGCACAUGUGCCUGCAGCGUCCUUGGAAGCAGCACCUGUUCCUGUCAGCUCCAAUCAGGAACUGCCUGUGCCUUCCAGGAUCCUAAAAGGACCAGUUGUUCCCAACGGGACCAAACAGGAAGUAUCUGUGUCUUCCAGUACCCCAAAAGGACCAACUGAUCUGGACGAGUCUCAGUGGGAAGUGUAUGUGCUUUCCAGGAACCUGCAAGGAGCAACUGUUACUGACGGGUCACAACAGGAAGCACAUGUGCCAGCUAGGCCUCCAUGGAGGCAGAAACUGAGGGUCCCUGAAAAUAUGAGGCAGUAUCUGACAAGAAAAUCCAUCUUAACAUCUUUGCCUAUAAGGCAACCCAUGGGACGACCUAUACCAGCAGCAUCCUAUGUGCAAGCACCUGUGCCUGCUGCGUCCCCUGAGGAAGCACCUGUUCUGGCCAGAAUCCUGCAAGGACCAAAUGCUGCCAAUGGGUCCCAACAGGGAGCACCAGUUUCUGCCAGGCCCUCACUGUGCAGAAAACUAAGGGUCCCUGAAAACAUGAGGCAGUAUGUAACAAGGAAUAUCAUUUUAACGCCUUUCCCCUUAAGGCAACCCAUGGGACGACCUACAUCUUCCAGGGCACCUGUUCCCACUGCAUCCUCUGAGCAACCUCUGUCUGCUGCAUCCCCUGUGGAAGCACCUGUACCGGCCAGGUCCAAUGAGGGAGCACCGAUGUCCUGUGCAUCCCCCAGGGAAAUACCUGUACCCCCCACCUCUCCUGAGGGAGUGCCUGUGCUCUCUGCAUUGCAAGAGGAAGUACCUGUGCCUGCUGGUUCCUCUGAGGGAGCAGCCGUGUCUACUGUUCCAGCCAGAUCCUAUGGGGAAUCCGCUAGACCCAUCAGGUCCCACAAGAGAGCACACAGACUUACCACAUGCCCACAGGGGUCACCUCAGAAGAGGUCAUCCCCAUGGAGCAAUGAAGCUUCAGACAAUGUAGGCAUGGUUCAGCUUCCUCCACUGAAAAAAAACAAUGUAUGAAGGAAGACUGCACAGCCUUUCCAAGUUCUCAGCACAAUCUGAAGAGGCUGUGCCCAUGGACCAUUGGAGACUCUGAUGAUGGAGAUGUGCAUCAGCCUCCUCCACUUAAGAAACGAUGUGUGAGAAAAGCCCAGUACCUAAAUAGCACACCUGUAAAGGAUUGUGUACGUCAGGGAUUUCCACAUCAAAUGAAAGGGCAUCAAAUGAAAAAAGGACCUUGACUUUGCACUUUGCUACUUUGCACUAAUGUCACAGUGCCAACAUUGAGUUCGCAAGGUGGUGCAGUGAUCAACAACUGAAAUCACACUUCAAGGCACUGAUAACUUCCAUAAAGCUUGUCUGACUCUAGUGUGUCUGGGUAAAUUUUGUCAUGUUAUCUCACAUAAAGAACCAACAGUUCUGUUUGCAUGGUAGUUAUGAUUCAAAACCAAAACUCUUACUAAAUAAUUCACUCACUGUUUAAUACUGUCUGUUCUUAGUACCCUGAAAAUAUUCUGUGAUUAUACUACGCAUUAUUAAAUUUAAAUCAGAUAUAUUUGUACAUUUUAUACUAUUUAUGCCAUACAGUGACGUGUGAUGGCAAAGUAGAUAUAAAACGGUUUCUGACAGGUUAAAAAUAUAAAAGAAACAUUGAGUUCUUCAUCUGCAAUUUUUUUUCCCGGAUGACCUCGGUAGCCCCACGUGUGUGCUUUUAUAUGCAAAAUGACAUAAGGCUUUCAGUAUUAACAAAGCCUGCAAAGAAUGUGACGACUGUGUUUUAGGCCUACUGUAUAAUUCAAUAAACAAAUAGUCUGAUAUAGUUUAGACUAGGCAACAUUUACUCACAAUAGUCGUGUUUUGCUCCUAAACGAUUAGUGUUUUUAAUAAACCGAUGUUCUUUCUAUUUGUCCUACCCUGUCAGAUAUUGCUACAUCCCAUUAAAACAGUGGGUAGUAUACAAUUCGACAAUGAAAAAUGCGACUGUAAAUAUAUGGUUUAUUAACAUCUACAUUUACCAUCACCCCUAAACCUACCCUUACAGUAAUGCAAAUAUAGUAAUUAUGUGUUAUAAUAUGUUGUUCUAGCUAGAAGGGAUAGAGCUACAGGAAACCAACAAUAAAUAUUAUCUUUGUACCUAUUAUAUUGUUUUUUUUUUAUUUAAUUUUAUUAAAGUCUACACCUACAUCAACCCUAAACCUACACUUACAGUAAUGCAGAUACAUUAAAUGUUGUUCAUUGAUGUGCGCUGUAAACCCUGGUGGUAGGAAAAUCUGACAGGUAGGAUAAAAUGUAAUGAUUUGGUUUUCAACGAAUUAUUCAAACGACUCAUUGGUAAAGACGGUUAUUUUUCGCCAUUUAUUGGCAAAAUGAUGUAACUUGCAGAAAAAUUAAUAUAAACUCUUAUAUUACUAUGUAUACUUAUAUCUGAAUAUAGGUUGAUACCUGAGGAAAUGCUCCUCUUUUCAUUCUAAUACAGUGUUAACCAAGAAUCCUUCAAGAACGCAGUCACUGACUCAAAAGCUUCUACAGUCACUUCUGUUAAAGCUUUUGAGUCUGGAAAUGCAGAGAAAUAGACCAGCACGCUCAAAGAAUGACAGGCAUGUCCUGCACUCUUUUCAGCCCCAGCUGAGCUGUGUGCGCUUUUUU
Messenger RNA from Carassius auratus (goldfish), 2978 nucleotides. Its product is annotated as cell surface glycoprotein 1-like. NCBI's taxonomy places the organism in Eukaryota, Metazoa, Chordata, Actinopteri, Cypriniformes, Cyprinidae. The transcript has 4 exons. Bases 24 to 1352 code for a protein of 442 amino acids. The record is from RefSeq and is a predicted model, not a curated record.